This is a messenger RNA of Pseudonaja textilis, 1371 nucleotides long. The record is from RefSeq and is a predicted model, not a curated record. NCBI's taxonomy places the organism in Eukaryota, Metazoa, Chordata, Lepidosauria, Squamata, Elapidae.
GAAGCCCAGAUUGCCACGGGGGGCAUCAUCGAUCCUGUGCACAGUCACCGCCUCCCCGUGGAAGUAGCGUACAAGCGGGGCUACUUUGAUGAGGAAAUGAACCGGAUCCUCUCUGAUCCCACAGACGACACCAAGGGCUUCUUUGACCCAAACACACACGAAAACCUCACUUACCUGCAGCUUCUGCAGCGGUGCCUGCCCGAUCCAGAGACUGGUUUGCUGCUGCUCCACGUCAUGGACAAGGGCUGGUCCUCCUCUUACCUCAACGAGAACACCAGGAAGGCUUUGCAGGCGGCCAAGACCAAGAUCGGCGUGGGGCUCUUCCAGGACCAAGAGGUUUCUGUGUGGGACCUCCUCUUCUCCAGAUACAUCCUUCCGUCCAAGAGGCAGGACUUGCUGAGGCAGCACAAAGCAGGCACCAUGACACUUGAGCGCCUCACCCAGGUCCUCAUCGCCAUCGUCACUGAGGCAGAGGAAAAGAUCGCCAGGCCCAUCGGUCACAGAGAAGCUCCCAGCCAAUCAGACACGACAGCAAAUGCUGCCACGGAUGAACCAAGCCUCAGAGAGCCCUGGAUGAAGACCCUCGAGGCCACGACCGUGGAUAUGCCUGCAGGCAACUGCCAAGGGCAGAGGGUCACUCUGCGGGACCUGCUCUUCUCAAACAACAUCCCUGAGGAAAAGAGGACAGAGUUACUGGACUUGUACAAAAGUGGGCUCCUGUCAACGGAGCGGCUCAGCAGCAUCCUCCACACACUGGUUGCCAAAACGGAAGCCACCGGCAGGAAGAUCAAUGUGAAGGUGAGGAGUCCAGAUCAACAGGCGGUGGCGGUGGCGGCGGCGGCGGCAGAACACCAGGCUCUGAGGGAUUCUUCCUUAGACCCGGCAAACUGGGAAAGCGCCCUGCGCUCUCAGCUCCUCCCAGCACCUUCCGCUGACCAACAGUCCUCCGCUUGGGACAUCCUGUUCUCCGAGCGCUUCGCAGAGCAUGAACGGGAAGAGCUUCUGGGCAGAUACAGGAGGGGCAGCCUCCCCCUUAAGGAGCUCACAAAGAUUCUCUCAGACCGCCUUCCCAGGACCACAAGCAGCAAACGUCAUCUUCCCAUGGACUUCCACGCACCCAGUUCAAGCACCGAGGCCAAAGAGGCCAAAGAAGAGGGGGGAAAUGAUGCUGGCGACCUGGGAGGCAAAGAGGAGGCUCUGAAGUCCCGGAUGGUGGAGGUCACCGCUGCGGCGUUUGACGGGCGUAAAGUGUCGGUGUGGGACGUGCUUCAUUCCAAGUAUAUCCCUGAGGAGAAAAGGAAGGAGCUUCUACAACUGUACCAAUCGGGCAUCCUCACCAUUGACCAGAUGGAGACCGUGGUCUCCGCCAUU